Ipomoea triloba (trilobed morning glory) is the source of this 1577-nucleotide messenger RNA. RefSeq names its product NAC domain-containing protein 79-like. Bases 365 to 1360 code for a protein of 331 amino acids. Gene Ontology annotation, molecular function: DNA binding. The record is from RefSeq and is a predicted model, not a curated record. Lineage: Eukaryota; Viridiplantae; Streptophyta; Magnoliopsida; Solanales; Convolvulaceae. Gene Ontology annotation, biological process: regulation of DNA-templated transcription. The transcript is spliced from 3 exons.
UGAGAUGAGAAUAGAAAAGCCAAAAACAACCACCUUAACUGUUAGCCAUUGUUGCUUACAAAUCACGUUUCUAUAUCUUCCCAAAUCCAGUAUUUAUUGCGUUCUCUCCCUCCCACUGCUUUUUUUCUUCAAUCAUUCAAUCACUUCCCAUGGCUUCUCUCCCUCUUUUUCUCCCCAACUUUUCCCAUUUCUCCCCAUCUUUUCAUUAGCUUUCUCCCCAGCCUAAAGCCUCUCAUCUCUUUGGUGAUAAUACAUAUCCUACCUAGCUCCUUCACUUACACAUAUUAUCAUACUCUUCUGCAAAUUAAACUAAACCCCCAUUUUAGCCUCUCACUUUCUCUGCGAUUACUCACUGCUUUUAGCCAUGGAAAACUUGCCCGGAGACGAUAACCAGAUGGAUUUGCCACCUGGAUUCCGCUUCCACCCCACAGAUGAAGAGCUCAUCACUCAUUACUUGUCGAAGAAGGCUCUUGACACUUCUUUCUCUGCUGUCGCCAUUGGAGAGGUGGAUAUGAACAAGGUUGAACCUUGGGAAUUACCUUGGAAAUCAAGAAUUGGGGAAAAGGAAUGGUAUUUUUUCUGUGUGAGGGAUAAGAAGUACCCAACUGGAAUGAGAACUAACAGAGCCACGGCUUCCGGGUACUGGAAGGCCACCGGAAAAGACAAGGAGAUUUUCCGGGGGAAAUGCCUGGUCGGAAUGAAGAAGACCCUGGUUUUCUACCAGGGCAGAGCUCCUAAAGGCGAGAAGACUAAUUGGGUCUGCCAUGAAUUCAGACUUGAAGGCAAAUUGUCUGUCCACAACUUCCCCAAUGCAGCUCAGAGUGAUUGGGUGAUUUGCAGGGUGUUCCACAAGAAUUCCUGCGGCAAAAAUGUCCAUUUUCCAGACACCAAAUCCUCCGUUCUGCCGCCGCUAACAGAUUCCUCCACCACCACCACCCCGCCGGAAUCCGGCCACGUGCACUGCUUCUCCAGUCUCAUCCCGUCUGAGAACAAGAGCCUGCAGCAAGAAUCCAUGAACAUGGUGAACUAUCUCAGCAAUAUUAAUCCUCCAUUACCGUCUUCUUCAACUGCAGAUAUUUCCCCACACCCACAGAAUGUAUUCCCAUGGAGCCAAGCAGUCCAAACCCAUGGCAGUAGCUUUCUGAAUCCCGCGGAUUCAUUCUCCCCCAUUCAAGACCCUGCAAUUCUGACGAGUCUUCUUGCAGGCUGUGGCCACCGGAGCUUCAAAACGGAGAAGGAGAUCGUGUGUGGGUCCCAAGAAACUGAGAUCUCCUCUGUGGUCUCAAAUCUUGAAAUGGGAAGAAGGGCUUUUGAUGAUCACCAGAAUCCACAGGAGCUUGACUGCCUCUGGAGUUACUAAAAACUUAUUUAUUACUAUUAUGAUUAUUAUUAUUAUUAUUAUUAUCAUGAUUAUUAGUAUUGCUAUUGUUGUUGUUGUUGUUGAUGUUUCUUGUUGUUUAUUAGGAAUAUUAAGGUUAUUAUUAUAAUUAAUGAAGUUUGAAGUGUUUGUAUGUACAUAGGUUUUCUGUUUUCAAGGUGGUCUCCAUACUCAAUAUAAAACCUUAUGUGAAAUCUCA